Molecule: messenger RNA, 1089 nt
Organism: Plectropomus leopardus (leopard coralgrouper)
Lineage: Eukaryota; Metazoa; Chordata; Actinopteri; Perciformes; Serranidae
Source: RefSeq, a predicted model, not a curated record
AUGAGCUCUGCACUGCCUUACAACUCGCUGUCAGCUCGGCCGAGUCCCAGCAGACAAGCUUUGGACUGGGAGUGCCAACAGCUGGCUGUACGUCGACUCUCCUCGCCGCGGAGUCUCGACCUGCUCUCUCCACCUCCUCUUCCUCGUCGACCCUCUGCGAUACCUGGUUACCUGCUGACGACCCACCAAGACCAGGAGGAGCAGCUCCAAAACCGGCAGCAGCGCCUUUCCUUGUCGGUGUGCUCAGAGGCAUCGCUGGCGCCCCCUGCACCUCCACCUGUGGGCGCUGCCCCACCCUGCUGCCGCCCAGUAGGAGUCAUGCACCUCCUGCGCCUGGGUCUGCUGGCCUUCAGCUGCCUCUUCUGGGCAGCCGGUUUGGCCAUCUUCACCCUGGGUGUGUGGGCACAGAUUUCACUGGCAGACUUCAUGCUGCUGUCUUCCAACCGCUACCCCAACGCCCCGCUCAUCCUUCUGGCCACAGGGGCGGCCAUCACCACUUGGGGCUUCCUGGGUUGUCUCGGGGUGGCUGCAAACCUGCCCUGUGUUCUCCGGGCGUAUGGGUUCUUCCAACUUGCUGCUCUUGUAGCGGGUUUAGCCGCUGGACUCUCAGGUCUCUUCUAUCGUGAAGACAUUGCCGGAGGAUUUCGCAGCGGCUUACAGCGAGCGGUGGCCGGCUACACCGAGGACGAAGGCCGUGCCGAUGCAUUAGACAGCUUGCAGAGGGCCCUGGAGUGCUGCGGAGCUGAAGGUUGGCGUGACUGGCUUUCUUCAGACUGGGCUAUCCAGCAUAUGACCUUUCUGCCCAAUGAGAACGGCACCUCGGUGUCCCUGCCGGACAGCUGCUGCGUCAGGCGCAAGGGUUGCAAGAAUCGACCUCUUCUGUCAGAUGAUGUUGAAGGAGUGGAAGCUGCAGGAAUCCAUCCACACGGCUGCUUCCGCAAAGUCUUCAGCUUGGUCAACGACAACGUCUUCCACAUUGCCGCCACUGUGUUGGGAUUGGCCUUCACCCAGAUCGGAGGCAUUGCCCUGGCCUGUCUGCUGGCCAACAAACUGGCGCCAAGACAACAUCGACGUGUGGUGGCACAUUAA